AUGAAUAUCGACGCACAAGAAAAAGCGCCUCAAGCUGCCAAGCCUGAGAAGAAGGAAAAGAAGCCCAAGAAGCCAAAGGCCACUGGCACUGAAAGCGAGUAUCCUUUGGAGGUCACUCCUGCUCCCGAAUACUUGGCUCAUCGUAUUGAAAUGUUUGAGCGCCUCAAGAAACAAGUUGACGAGGAAAUCAAGAAUAAACCGCGUGAACCCAUCACUAUCACUUUGCCUGACGGCUCCGUCAAGGAAGGUACUUCCUGGGAGACCUCUCCCAUGACCAUUGCUCUCGGCAUCGCCAAAUCCUUGGCUGAACGCAUGGUCAUUGCCAAGGUUGACGGCGAACUCUGGGAUUUGGAACGUCCUCUCGAAGCUUCCUGCAAGUUGGAAUUGUUGGAUUUUGAACAUGACGAAGGCAAAAAGGUCUUUUGGCACUCGAGUGCUCACAUGCUCGGUGAAGCUUGUGAAAGACACUACGGUUGUCAUUUGUGUAUCGGACCCCCACUUGAAGAUGGCUUCUAUUAUGAAAUGGGUCUCAAGGAUCGUGCUGUGUCGCAGCAGGACUAUGCUUCUCUUGAGAAGCUGGUGGGUAUGAUUGGCAAGGAGAAGCAGCCUUUUGAGCGUCUGGUCUUGUCCAAGGAAAACUUGUUGGAAAUGUUCAAGCAUAACCCCUACAAGGUCCACAUCAUCAAUGAUAAAAUUCCUGAUGGCACCGCCACCACCGUCUACCGUUGCGGUCCCUUGAUCGAUUUGUGCCGUGGUCCUCACGUUCCUCACACUGGUCGUGUCAAGGCUUUCGCUGUCACCAAGAAUUCCGCUUCUUACUUCUUGGGUGAUGCCAAGAACGAUUCGCUUCAGCGUCUCUACGGUAUCUCCUUCCCCGACAAGAAGCAAAUGACUGAAUACAAGAAAUUCAUUGAAGAGGCCGCCAAGCGUGACCAUCGUAAGAUUGGCAAGGAACAAGAGCUCUUCUUCUUCCAUGAAUUGUCUCCUGGUUCCGCAUUCAUGCUUCCCCACGGUGCUCGUAUCUACAAUGCUUUGAUGGAUCUUAUCAAGGGCGAGUAUGGUCAUCGCGGUUUUACCGAAGUUAUUACCCCCAACAUGUACAACUUGAAGCUUUGGAAUCAAUCCGGCCACGCCGCCAAGUACAAGGAAAACAUGUUCUGUCUCGAAGUCGAUAAGGAAGAAUUUGGCUUGAAGCCUAUGAACUGCCCCGGUCACUGUCUUAUGUUCGGACACAAGGAACGCAGUUACCGUGAGUUGCCUAUCCGUCUUGCCGAUUUUGGUGUCCUCCACCGUAACGAAUUCUCUGGUGCUUUGUCCGGUUUGACUCGUGUUCGUCGUUUCCAGCAGGACGAUGCUCACAUCUUCUGUCGUGAGGAUCAGAUCGAGGACGAAAUGACCAACUGUUUCGACUUCUUGAACCACAUCUAUGGUAUCUUUGGUUUUGAUUUCCACUUGAAACUGUCGACUCGUCCUGAAAACUUCCUUGGUGAAAUUUCCGUUUGGGACAAGGCCGAAAAGAAAUUGCAAGAUGCUUUGGAGAAGUUUGCUCAGAAGCAAGGUAUCACCUGGGAAAUCAACCCUGGUGAUGGUGCUUUCUACGGUCCCAAGAUCGAUAUUGUUAUCUCGGACGCUUUACGUCGCAAGCAUCAGUGCGCUACUAUCCAGCUUGAUUUCCAGUUACCUCAACGUUUCGACUUGGAGUACCGUUCCGGUGAUGCCAACACUGAUCAGACUUUCCAACGCCCUGUCAUUAUUCAUCGUGCUAUUCUCGGAUCCGUUGAACGUAUGAUGGGUAUUUUGAUUGAACAUUUCGCCGGUAAAUUCCCCUUCUGGUUGUCUCCAAGACAGGUGUGCGUCAUUCCCGUCGCUGCUGCUUUCUUUGAUUAUGCCAAGGAAAUUACCGACAAACUGGUGAAGCUUAACGUCUAUGCCGACGCUGAUCUCUCUGAUAAUACCCUCAACAAGAAGAUCAGAAAUGCUGAGCUGGCUCAAUACAACUUCAUCUUUGUUGUUGGUGGUGAAGAAGCAAGCACCCGAUCCGUCAAUGUGCGUAACCGUGACGACGUCGGUACCAAGGCCAAGGGUCAGACCGUUCCCUUGGAUGACGUUAUUGAAGGCUGCUUACGCUUAAAGAACACCAAGAGCUUGGAAAAUCGAUUUUAA
Molecule: messenger RNA, 2163 nt
Organism: Radiomyces spectabilis
Lineage: Eukaryota; Fungi; Mucoromycota; Mucoromycetes; Mucorales; Radiomycetaceae
Exons: 10
Coding region: 1-2163 (720 amino acids)
Biological process (GO): threonyl-tRNA aminoacylation
Cellular component (GO): cytoplasm
Molecular function (GO): threonine-tRNA ligase activity; ATP binding
Source: RefSeq, a predicted model, not a curated record